AUGGAUCGAAGUUGGAUUUCAACAAAAAAUCCGAGUGACCCAGAAUAUCAAGCAGGUGUAAGGGAAUUCAUUAAGUUUGCUGUUAAGAAUGGUGGAGGCCGCUCCAAGCUACGUUGUCCUUGUAUCAUGUGCCAUAAUUUCUUGCAUAAGAGACCCGGAGAAAUUCUUAAUCAUUUAUCUAAAUGGGCAUUUGAUAAAACAUAUACAUGUUGGAUUUGGCACGGCGAAUGCAGGGACGAAACAACGGUCGGUAACUCUGAGGUUAAUGUUUGUGAAGGUCAUAAUACGAAUGAGGGAGAUAGGUUAGAGGAAAUGCUUCAUCAAGUUGAGGAAGCUUUUCAUGAAGACCCUUUCACAUUUGAGAGCUUGCUAAAUGACUCCGAAAAGCCUCUCUAUGAAGGUUGCACUAACUAUACAAGGUUGUCUGCAAUAAUGAAGUUAUAUAACGUGAAGGCGAGCCAGGGUUUGACUGAUAUAGACUUUAAUUUGAUACUGGAAGUGUUCAAAGAUAUGCUUCCAGAUGAUAAUGUCCUUCCAAGUCGUACAUAUGAGGCAAAAAAGACAUUAAGCCUUAUGGGUUUACCUUAUGAGAAAAUUCAUGCUUGCCCUAACGAUUGCAUGUUGUAUAGAAAUCAAAAUGAGUCAUUAGAGAGUUGCUCGGUUUGUAAUGCCUCGAGGUACAAGAAAGAGGAAGGACGAGUCCCUGCUAAGGUAUUAUGGUACUUUCCAAUAAUACCGAGGUUUAAAAGGCCAUUUUCUAAUGUGGCAGAUGCCGAGAAGUUGACAUGGCAUUUUGAUAGUCGAGAAGAUGAUGGAUUGCUUAAGCACCCCGCUGACUCACCACAAUGGAGGUUUAUUGAUGGGAAAUUCCCCGAGUUUGCCAAAGAAAAGCGUAAUCUACGCCUUGCUUUGUCUACUGAUGGGUUCAAUCCAUUUGGCUCCUUGAGUAGCACUUAUAGUACUUGGCCUGUUAUUUUGAUUACCUACAACUUAUCUCCCACACUUUGCAUGAAAAUAAGGUAUAUGAUGUUAUCAUUGCUAAUUUAUGGUCCAAGACAGCCUGGUAAUGACAUCGACGUGUAUUUGGCUCCUCUGAUCGACGAUUUUAAGAUGCUUUGGGAAACAGGUGUAGGAGUGUUUGAUGCAUAUCGAAAUGAGAAAUUUAAUUUGAAAGCAAUGUUGUUCUGCACUAUUCAAGAUUUCCCGGCAUAUGGUAAUUUGUCUGGGUAUACAGUGAAAGGGAAAGCAGCAUGCCCCUUAUGUAUGGAGCAAUUUUUGGGACAUUGGUUGAACGGAUCAGGGAAGCAUGUGUUUGAUAGUCAUCGUGUAUUUCUGUCAUGUGAUCAUCACUAUCGUUACAUGAAAAAGGCCUUCAAUGGGAAACAAGAAUUUGGAGAGCGUCCAAAGAUCAUGUCUGGUGUAGAGGUGUUUGAGAAGAUAAAAGAUAUCCAGAUCACAUUUGGGAAGAAACAUCGAAAUUUUCUUUCUAAGCAAGGGUUUAAGAAGUGUUCAAAAUUGUGGAGCUUGCCAUAUUGGAGAUUUCUUUUCGUGAGACAUUCUCUUGAUGUGAUGCAUAUUGAGAAGAAUGUGUGUGAUAGUCUAAUUGGUACAUUAUUGAACAUCCCUGGGAAGACUAAAGAUGGCCCCAAAUUUAGAGCUGACUUAGAGACACUUGGGAUCAGAAAGGAACUUCAUGUUGUUGAUAAGGAGAGUGGUCGAAAAUACUUGCCUCCUGCUGCGUAUACACUGUCUAGGAAAGAGAAAAUCGAGUUAUGUGAGAGCUUGGCAGGAGUUAAAGUGCCACAUGGGUAUUCUUCUAACAUUCGUAGCCUUGUAAACAUGGAAACCUUGAAGCUUGUGGGCCUUAAGUCUCAUGAUUGUCAUGUCCUAAUGCAAUAA
Molecule: messenger RNA, 1899 nt
Organism: Spinacia oleracea (spinach)
Lineage: Eukaryota; Viridiplantae; Streptophyta; Magnoliopsida; Caryophyllales; Amaranthaceae
Exons: 1
Coding region: 1-1899 (632 amino acids)
Source: RefSeq, a predicted model, not a curated record